Molecule: messenger RNA, 1697 nt
Organism: Perognathus longimembris pacificus (Pacific pocket mouse)
Lineage: Eukaryota; Metazoa; Chordata; Mammalia; Rodentia; Heteromyidae
Gene: Flywch2
Product: FLYWCH family member 2
Exons: 3
Coding region: 281-700 (139 amino acids)
Source: RefSeq, a predicted model, not a curated record
GAAACACCCGGAGAAGUGGCAUCCUCCGAGGAAUGGGCUCUGAAGCCCUGUUGCGCAUGCUCGCGCCUUGACCCCAGAUUGAGGUGACGGCCGGAGCCGAGGUGGGUGCCCUAGCAUUGAGGCUGAGGGACCCGCCGCGGCUCCGUCGCCGGAGAGGGAGGGUCCGCUGCCGUCGGACAGAGCCUUGGGACGCCCAGUAACCCUACCAGCGGGGAGGAGCAGGAGGACCACAUCUGCUGGUGGUCUUGCGUGGCCUCACAGCCAAGCAGCCAGGCUCAGCAUGCCUCUGCCUGAACCUAGGGAGCUGGACGGUGGUGGCAUGAAGGCUGACCAGGAGCCAUGCGAGCCUGGCAAAGCUGUGCUUCCAGCAACCCCCAAGAAGCCCAGGCAGUUCUCCAAGCUGGUCCUGCUGACGGCCUCCAAAGACAGCGCCAAAGUGGCUGGGGCCAAGCGCAAAGGCGUGCACUGCAUCAUGGCCCUGGGCGCGCCAGGCCCUGCCAUCCUCGCCAAGGCCCUCCUCAAGACCCACCCAGAGGCUCAGCGGGCCAUUGAGGCUGCUCCCCCGGAGCCCCAACAGAAACGCAGCAAGCUGGACCUGGAUGCUGACACCAAAGAAGACAGCCGAUUGGCUGAGGUGGCUCCCAUCCUGCUCCCGGAAAAGGCUGCUGGGCACCUGGCCCAGUCCACUGCAUCCCUGUAACCUUGGCAAAGGUGGAGCUGUGGAUUUAUCCUCGGAGAGCCGCCACUGGGGGCAGAGGAGCUGUCCACAGGGCUCUUAGAAGCCCAUGGGUAGUGGAGUGGAGCUUUUAAAAAGAUCCAUCAUAAGUUACUUUUUGUAAGAAAAGACAUAUUCCAAAGGAGAAUAUAAGGAGCCCUAUGCUAUUUCCCUUUAUGGACUUUUUUCUUUUUUAACAUUCCAGGAUUCUGGGUUCUUGAGACCUAGCUUCAAUCCCAUCAACUUCUACCAGUCCUCACCUGCCUCUGCCUUUCCAGAGUAACCUGGCAUGAGCCAACAGAUCAGGGGAGCCCUCUUCAAUGGCUUCUAACUCCAGGACUCACAGCUUUGGGCCCCUUUGGCCUGGAAAAUUAACCAUUGAAGAGAACUAGGUGGGUGUCUCUGAGGUUUCUUCUUCCUAUUGCCCUUGAUCUGAAUGGGGCCAGGGGGAACUCACACCCAGGCCCAGAAUAGCUACGCCCUCUCGCUAUCUGACCAUUCCCUCCAGGGGCCUGUCUCUGAGAGGCCUCAGACUCCCUCCUGCUGAGGCCUCCCAGGAUAACAGAAAGUUACUUCCCUCUCUGGACCAAGCCUCUUCCAGGAAGCUUCCCACAUAGAUGGCACUGAGCCUUUUCCCUAGCCUACUGGGUACUACCGUGCUGUGUUAAACAUGAAGGAGCAGUUACCUUCCUCCAGCCCUAGAUCAGGGCUCCUUCACAAAGGAUCAGCCCUUUGGUUUCUUCACCUGAAGAAACCUUAUUUUUUGAAAAUCACCUCUGAGUACAAAGAAGCCUUAUUUUUCUUUUCAGUGUAGGAUGUAAAAGCUCUUUAUUGUUAAAUACAAUGUUUUCAAAAUCAGCCAGCAUCUAUAGUGCCCCUUUGGAAACUCAGAUACUCAGCUUAUUUUCUUCCCCUCCCUCUCCAUUUUGCAUGGAAAUGUCUGAAAUUCUAUGUUUAAAUAGAAUCCACUGAUUUCUCCUUU